UCAAGAAGCCUCCGCCAACCAUCAGCUCCCACCAAACACUUUCUCUGGAGCGCGGUUAUUCUUAGCUCAGCGGCGAUAGACUGUCCUUCCGGUCCUUCUCUUAUUUAUCCCAGUUUCUUGAAUAUUUAAUGGAAAAUGGCGAUCUGCGCACAGUCGUACGGUAUUUUCUGUCUCUUUGCGGUCCAAACCGUACUUAUCAUAUGCGUCUCCACGCCGACGGACGGGACCCACCUCUUCCCCCAGCACUACACAAUGAUUCACUGGGCAGGACGUAUCGAGAAGGAGCUGGAAAAGGUUCUGCAGCACGUCACUGGAACACAGCAGAUGAGAUCGAUUUAUAAUGAGAAGAAGAGCCAGUUUGAAAUCAAGAGGAACACCCCUAAGGACUUGGUGGAGCGAGUGGCACGGGACAUCUCCAAGCUCCUCAUCAGUAAGAGGAAAGCCCUGGAGAAACUGGCCAAGGAGGCGGAGCAGCUUCAGAUGGAGCACGUAUGGCAAGAUGGUGUGACGGAGAAUGCCAUUUCAUACUACGAUUCCAAAGCGGAUUCAGACUAUCAGACGGAGGAUGGCGAAGAGGAGAACCCCCUGGAGACCUCGACGUCUAUGGAGCUGGAGUUUGUGGAUGAUCCCAAUUUUAAAAACAAGGUCAACUACUCUUCGAGUGCGGUCCAGAUUCCUACAGACAUAUACAAAGGCUCUCCGGUCAUCCUCAACGAAUUAAACUGGACCCAGGCGCUGGAGAAGGUGUUCAUUGAGAACCGUCGGGACGACAGCUCUCUGCGCUGGCAGGUUUUCGGCAGUGCCACAGGAGUGACUCGAUACUACCCAGCCACUCCAUGGAAGGCGCCCAACAAGAUUGACCUGUAUGACGUCCGCAGAAGUCCUUGGUAUAUUCAGGGUGCAUCUUCUCCAAAGGACAUGGUCAUCAUUGUGGAUGUGAGUGGCAGUGUCAGCGGACUCACUCUGAAGCUGAUGAAAAUCGUAGUUGAUAUGCUGGACACUCUAUCAGACGACGACUAUGUGAACGUGGCUAGGUUCAAUGAGAAGGCUGAUGCAGUCGUUCCAUGCUUCAGGACUCUGGUCCAAGCCAAUGUUCGGAACAAGAAAAUCUUCAAGGAGUCUGUCAUGCAUAUGCAAGCCAAAGGAACCACAGAUUACAAGUCUGGCUUCACAUUUGCCUUUGAACAGCUUCUCAAUGAGAGCAGUGCCCCGAGGGCCAACUGCAAUAAGAUGAUAAUGAUGUUUACAGAUGGCGGGGAGGAUCGUGCACAGGACAUCUUUGAGAAGUACAACUGGCCCAACAAAACAGUUCGUGUUUUCACCUUCUCUGUUGGCCAGCAUAAUUACGAUGUUACUCCUUUGAAGUGGAUAGCUUGUGCCAAUAAAGGUUACUACUUUGAAAUUCCAUCCAUUGGAGCCAUCAGAAUCAACACCCAGGAGUACCUGGACGUCCUGGGCCGUCCCAUGGUGCUGGCGGGGAAUAAAGCAAAGCAGGUGCAAUGGACAAACGUCUACCAGGAUGUUCUGGGUUUGGGCCUAGUCAUCACUGGGACGAUGCCGGUCUUCAACCGCACUGUUGAUCCUUGGAGCUCUCAGAACCAGCUCAUCCUUGGAGUCAUGGGAGUGGAUAUUGCAAUCAAUGAAAUCAAAAGGAAGACGCCCACAUACAGACUCGGAGCUAACGGCUACACCUUUGCCAUCGAUCCCAAUGGCUACGUACUGCUGCAUCCCAACCUGCGACCUAAAAUCAGUAACUUCAGGGAGUCCGUCACUCUGGACUUCCUAGAUGCAGAGCUGGAGGACAGCAACAAGGAGGAGAUCCGUCGACAGAUGAUUGAUGGCAAACCCGGGCAAAAGAAAAUCAAGACGCUCAUUAAGUCAGUUGAUGAGAGGUACAUCGACGAGGCCAUGCGGACGUACACGUGGACGCCUGUGGAUGGUACAGAUUACAGUCUAGGGUUGGUUCUGCCCACAUAUAGUGAAAACCACAUCAAGGCCAACCUGAGUGACCAGAUCCUUCAGGUGCAGUAUUUUGAAUCACUGCUGCCAAACAGUUUUGAGUCUGAAGGACAUGUAUUCAUUGCUCCCAGGGAGUACUGCAAUGAUCUGGAACUGUCCAACAACAACACUGAGUUCCUGCUCAACUUCAUUGCUCUCCUGGAGAAGGUGACGCCGGACUCCAAACAAUGUGACAAUUUGCUCCUCCAUAACCUGAUUCUGGACACCGGCAUCAUCAGACAGCUGGUUGAGAAAGUGUGGAAGAAUAAAGACUUGAAUACAUAUGGCUUCCUGGCGGUGUUUGCUGCAUCAGAUGGAGGAGUUACAAGAGUGUUCCCCAACAAGGCUGCAGAAACCUGGGAGGAAGACCCUGAGCCAUUUAAUGCCAGCUAUUACCGGCGCAGUCUUGACAACAAGGGCUACAUUUUCCGAGCACCUUAUCGAACAGCGCGGGACGAGCUGUUGAACCCGGAGAACGACACCAUUGGGAUCCUGGUGAGCACGGCUGUGGAGAUCACAAUAGGAGGGAAGACCAUCAAACCUGCAGUGGUCGGAGUGAAGCUCGACCUUGAAGCCUGGACGGACAAGUUCAAGAUCCUUGCCAGCAACCAUACAGACAACCAUCAGGGCUCAAAUACGUGUGGACCAAACAGAGGCUGUGAAAUGGAUUGCGAGGCCAACAGUGAGGAUCUCCUGUGUUAUUUAAUAGAUGACGGUGGAUUCCUAAUCAUGUCUAAUCAGAAGGAGGAAUGGAACAAGGUGGGCAUGUUCUUUAGUGAUGUUGAUCCCUACUUGAUGUAUGCGCUCUACAACAACUCCUUCUACAACCGCAAGCAGUCAUAUGACUACCAGUCUGUGUGUGAACGGGUGCCCAACAGUGAAAAUGGGGCUGCACCCAGAGGAGUGUUUGUGCCCACAAUUGCAGAUUUUGUAAACGUUGCUUGGUGGACAUCAGCAGCGGCAUGGUCCUUGUUCCAACAGUUUAUUUAUGGACUGGCUUAUCACAGCUGGUUUGUCAGAGAUGAGGUGGAUGCAGAAGGAAUCGACUCAACUCGGGAGCGGAGUUGUGUAAUGAUCCAGACACAGUACUUCUUAAGUAAUCUCAGCAGCUCCUACAACAUACUGCAGGACUGUGGCAACUGCUCCAGGCUGAUUCAUGCCAAGAGGAUAAACAACACCAACUUGCUGUUUGUGGUCGCAGAGAAGAUGCCAUGCAACACCUGCGAGAUAGAGAAGCUGUCCCAGGAGGAGGAGGAGUUCAAGGAGGAAAAUCCAUGUGAAGAAUUGACUGUGGCGCGCUAUCGAAAAGGACCCGCCACCUGCUUUGACAAUAACCUCGCUGAGAACUCAUCAGACUGUGGGCGGGGCCACUCUUUCCGUCCGUCCCUCUACACCUUACUGCUCAUCCAGCUGCUCCUGCUCUAUCCGGCCAUCAGCCCCCACUUUCACUCUCUACUACAUUAAUUCCAUUUUCCUCCACCUAUCUUCUUUUAGCCUUCCUGACCCAAAUCCCUCCAACCCCACCUCCAUGCUCCUAUCCCCUGCCCCCCCUUAUAUAGUCAUAGGUAAUAAAGGGACUUCCCUUCACAGCAAGUUGGAAGCCCUGAGUGCCGCGCUACCCAGCUCGCUUCAGUCCUUUUUGCUUAGUGACAACUGCCGGACGUUUGUGUACUCAGCCAGUUAACCUUCAUCUGCAGGAGGAGUGGGUGGUGCUGCACCACCUGGAUCCUCAGAGGCAAUGUCAGAAAACAGAAAAUAUCACCCCCUUUAUCGAGAGAAGGGAGGGUAAAAAGGACAGGCCGUGUCCUCAUCUCAGACCCUCCCGCCUCACACAGACUGAGGAGUUGAGGUCCUCUUCGCCUCUGUCCGUCAGGCAGACGGUGGGACUUCUUCUUCUCCUCCAUCUCAGAGUCUUGCUGCUCUGUCAACUGCCUCUCGUAGGCUGUGGACCAUCAGCCAGUUAUAGCCGCCACCAUAAAAGAAAAAACAUUUUAAAAAAAGAAACUGUCAAGUAUACAAAAUGUCAAGUAUAAACCGCUGAAGUGAUGAGUAUUCCAAGCAUUCAGUGUAUUUAGGUUUUCAUUUGAAAAGGAAGUCGUUAAGGUGUUUAUUUCAAAAGACAUGAAUUAAUUUAUGCACUAUAUCAACUUGCCAAAAUGAGAUAGACUUUCAUGUGGUCUUAUUUUUUUAUAGCCAAAACAAGAGGAGGAAAUGGUUUCCAAUUCUAGAUUAAUGAUUAACUAUGGAGAGAAACACUGAAUGCUGAUUCAUUUUGUGCAGCGUCUAAUUACAGAUUAAUUCUCGUCGAAGACGUCCACUGGGGAUUAUUGUAAUUACAUGAUGGUAAUCACAUUUCUUAAAGUAUUUUUCCUCAUAUUUACUAUUUGAGGCUAGUGCUAUCUGGCUUAUUAUAACACUAGUGACAGCUGUGAAAUAUGAAUCAGUGUUUGCUCACUUCAGUGUCGUGUAUUAUUCUCCUUUACGAUCAAUCGACCAUUCUGACCUCUGCUUUUGGACGGAUGUUUAAAAAAAAAGAAAUCCCUGUGCUCUAAGAAGCAAAAGCUCACCUCUGCCAAUAUUCAUGAGGAUUCUCCAGUAACCUCUACUAACUCUCCUCAUCACAAUUAUAUAUGUGCUUUCCUUCUGGUCACACUGAAAUCUCUGCCUCAUGACUGUCUCAUAUAGUCCUGGUUAGGGUUUUCUUUUUACCUUCAACUGAUGCUGUUCAAACAUCAAAACCAUUCGCUGCUGGGGGAUAGGGGCUUAUCAACAUUUCCAACAAAAGUGCAGAAAAAGGCAACUAAAUAUGGUGAUCACGUACAGUAGUAGUGUGGUUGUAAUCCGUGGCAGUAAAUCAUUUGAUCAUUACGAUGUUUAGGAGCCGCUCUGUUUCAUAGUGCCUUGAUGCACUUUGUUUUUGGACCACAUGGGCUGUAUACGAGUAGAGCUACUGUAUAGUACCUUUAUAGAGCAGCCAUGUUUGAGGCUUUGGAUGUGAGGCUGAAUCUGUUGGCUAUAGAUAUAGCUUUACAUAGAGCCGUCAGACUGGCUCUAGCUCAAUGUAUUUUCCAUCUCGGCCAGCUGACUGCCAUCAUAUGGAGUUACUAUACCGUUCCUUUACCAAGCCGUGUUUAGAGCUAUGAUCGAUAUCAGUAUACAGCGACUUUACUGGCCAUAGAGCGUUUUUAGGGCCAACUGACUGCUAUCGUUCUGCCUGUGUGUGUGUGUGUGUGUGUGUGUGUGUGUGUGUGUGUGUGUGUGUGUGUGUGUGUGUGUGUGUGUGUGUGUGUGUGUGUGUGUGUGUUUCUUUUCAUUUAAACCCUCAAAGGAAAUGUCAAUAAAAAUGAGUUGUGUAUGAAGGAUGACAGUUGUGGCAGCAUAGCUGGGUUUUUUUUUUCCUGGCCCUGUGUAUCAACAGAAAUCCAAUGUUGUGGAAGGGAGAAAAAAAAAAGGAUUUUACUAAAACUAAAAUAAUUAAUCUUUAACCAUUAUUCUGCCUAAAUGUUAAUCUGAGGGAGCCGAGGUGUCCGAAAGAAUGUGUACCGUAGUUCAUCAGUGUUUUCUGCUUCAAAUGCAACAUAGCUAAUAAAGCCUCUCAAAAUGCCUUAGUGUUACACAGUACAGAGCUCUGAUACGUUUCCCUCCCUCAUGUACACUCACUCAAAAAGGUCCUCCAAAAUAUUCACUCCCCCGGGUUUUCUUGGUGUUCUGCAGUAAGUAUAGUGAGCUCUUAUUUUGUAUUUUCGCGUCUUGGAUGAUUCGUUCUUGAUUGAUGCCUGUUUUUUUUAUUAAAUGCUUGAAAGCCAGGUGGGAGUUUUCCAUUUCAAAAGCCUCUGACCUUCGAUGUUCACACCCACCCAGACCUCACUGUUUUGCUCAGGUGGGACGAUUCACGUGACUAUUUGAACUUAACCACACACUCUGUACAGUUGUUGGUACUAUUUGAUGUGACAAACAUGUUGGCAGAGAAACUGCAACGCGGCUCCAAAACUGAAUCUAAAAAAACAAAACAAGAGACUGUUAAAAAUUAUUGUAUUUUCAAUUUGGAAGUGUUGAUAACUGGAUGCAGUUUUACUUUUCUGACAUUUGUUUGUCUCUGUCCUGUGCCAUUGAAUCCUGUCUGUAUUUCCACUGUCUGUAAACGAGCGCUACACGUGCCUGUGGAAAUGUACCCCCUGCAACUUCCUCUCUUUAACUGGCCCUGUACGCUUACAGUCCUCACACAUAAACUGAAUAUGUAGGCCUACAGUUUUUUCGCUCCUGCACCAAGACAUUAUGCACAACACACCUAUGAGCAAACAUGUAAUGAUGACACUUAUUCAUGCCCGGCUGGGAGAUGUCAAGCACCAGGCAGAAGUAAGCCAAGGACGUCACUUCCCAGGUGUGUUUUUUUGAGAGCGGGUGAAAUGUCAGAGGCAAGCUCAGGGAGUGGGUCUCCACAGAGCAGCCGUCGGACUGAAGGUCAGGGAGGAAUCAUGUAGUGAUGUCUGUGUGUGCAUCCCAAUGGAGGGAAGCGUCUUCUGAAGAAACUCGCGACUGAUUUCUGUGGUUUGACAAAUUUACUUUUGCCAAAAUAAAAAUAUAAAAUUGGACCAGCUUGGGGAUGAUGAAAGGGAGGGGGUCUGCUUUAGGACUCAACCCUAAAAUUAGUAGGGGAAUGGUUUUCAUAAAGCCUCUUGCCCCCUCCCCGACCCCCGCUGCAUCUGUGUUGGUGCGUCUCUGUGGGAAAGACACAGUGUGUAUGUUAUUCUGUAGUCUGUAGUCUGGUGCUAUGUGACCAUGUUUGACAAGUGUGUAAAAAAAUAACAGCUACAUUUAGAGUAAAAAAAAAAGUAAAUCAGUCAAAUUUUAAGUGAAGUUUAAAAAAAUAUAGGAAUACAGCACUGUUGAUAAGUUUGAGAUCUGAAGUCAAAAAUGUAUUGAAUUAUUAUUUCUUUAUUUUUCUUGUACGUGUGUGAGUGUGAAUGUUGGUGUGUGUGGAUGAUUUAGCUCCUUCUUUUGUGGGCACCGGUCCAUGUCGCUCCAUUCUUUUGUACAGAUGAAGCUUAAAAAAAAAGAAAAAAAGAAGAGGGCAAAAUUUGUAAAAUAUUGUGUCUGUGACUCCUUGUAAAAUAUUUUCAAAUUGUUUAUUACAGAGAAUCAGUUAUUAAAUAAUGUUCAUAUUUUUCACUUCA
Messenger RNA from Eleginops maclovinus (Patagonian blennie), 7172 nucleotides. It is a transcript of the gene cacna2d2a, whose product is annotated as calcium channel, voltage-dependent, alpha 2/delta subunit 2a. Lineage: Eukaryota; Metazoa; Chordata; Actinopteri; Perciformes; Eleginopidae. Gene Ontology annotation, molecular function: voltage-gated calcium channel activity. Gene Ontology annotation, cellular component: voltage-gated calcium channel complex. The record is from RefSeq and is a predicted model, not a curated record.